UCUAGUUAUAUAUCUGACAAAAUUAUUAAGUUGACAUCUGUCACAACAUAACCUACAAACCAAUGGCGGACGAUGCAAUAUUUGAUUUUUUACAUUCUGAAAUAGUAAAUUAUGUUCUUGAAAGAAACAUUGAGCAAAACAAAGAUGGCAAAGAUGAAGACUUGUCUAAUAUCGAAUACAUUGGUUUCUCCACUGGAUAUAGAAUAAUAGAAAGGUUAACCAAGGAACUCCCCCGUUUCAAAGAUGAACUAGACACAAUGAAAUUCAUUUGCACAGAUUUUUGGUCAGCAAUUUACAAAAAACAAAUUGACAACUUAAGAACCAAUCACCAGGGCGUGUAUGUAUUACAAGAUAACGCAUUUAGAUUUCUCACUAGACUAUCAAAUGGGAAGCAAUAUUUAGAAGCAGCACCAAGAUAUGUCACAUUUACUUGUGGUGUUAUUCGAGGGUGUUUAGCUAAUUUGAACAUAAAUUGUCUGGUCACAGCUGAAGUGCAAAACAUGCCAUCCUGUAAAUUUCAUAUUCAAGUGCAGAGAACAUAAAAUUAUGUACAUUCCAUCAAGAGACACUCAUUUAAGUUAUUUAAAUUAAUGUAGAAAGUAUAUAUCCAAUAUUUAUAAAAAUUAUAUAAAUAAUUGUACCAUAUUAAAAAUUGCUCUUUAAUAAAAGUUAUGGCUAUAAACCAG
This is a messenger RNA of Aethina tumida (small hive beetle), 686 nucleotides long. RefSeq names its product trafficking protein particle complex subunit 6b (gene Trs33). The transcript is spliced from 3 exons. Gene Ontology annotation, cellular component: TRAPP complex; trans-Golgi network; cis-Golgi network. Gene Ontology annotation, biological process: endoplasmic reticulum to Golgi vesicle-mediated transport; regulation of GTPase activity. The record is from RefSeq and is a predicted model, not a curated record. Lineage: Eukaryota; Metazoa; Arthropoda; Insecta; Coleoptera; Nitidulidae. The coding region runs from base 63 to 542 and encodes 159 amino acids.